Messenger RNA from Myzus persicae (green peach aphid), 2246 nucleotides. RefSeq names its product GATA zinc finger domain-containing protein 14-like. The transcript is spliced from 4 exons. Gene Ontology annotation, molecular function: RNA binding. The record is from RefSeq and is a predicted model, not a curated record. Bases 398 to 1810 code for a protein of 470 amino acids. Lineage: Eukaryota; Metazoa; Arthropoda; Insecta; Hemiptera; Aphididae.
UCACGCUAUCAGUGCUAUCACUAUAUUAUAAGAGUUGUGAUUUGUGAAUGUUCAAUGAUGUGAAUUUGUGGUAAAUGAUCAUACUUGUCCCUUUAUUUCGUUGUUUUCAAAUGACGUUGAAAUGUUAAACUGUUUGUGUCCUUCGUGAAUUGAAUUCGUGUAUGAUUACGAAUUAUUGUUCAUUGGUUAUACGUAUCACCUAUUUCAUAUAUUUUGUCCAAUUUGUAAGUUGUCUUUGAUAUCGUACAAUUUUAAAAAAACGUUAAAUUUGUUUAGUGCUUGUGGCGUAGCGUUGUAUGAUUCCAAACCCAACUAAUUGUGGAAUCUGGAUUAUCAACUGAUUACUAUUUGAAUAGUCUGUUUUUAGUCGGGUGUAGAACAUUCAUUUUGUCCUGUGAUGGAUUCCGCUGAUGAUUUUACAAAUAACGAUGAAACUGAAAAAAGGGUUAGAACCCUUUGGGUGGGUAAUCUUCAUCCGAAACUGUCUACCCGUGAUAUAGCUGAACUGUUUUAUCAGGUGGGGCCGAUUGAAUAUGUUGAUUUUGCAUUUGAUGAACAUGAUAUACGUGAAAACUUUGCUUUGGUUGUGUUCAAAUAUUCAAGUUCUGUGGAAGAUAGUAUACAAUUGUUUCAAGGUACUGAGCUACAUGGGCUGCCAAUAAUAACAAAAAAUUACUCUCAACACUUUGAAGAUCCAGUUUUUAAUGAUCAACUUAACUAUUUCAAACAACUAAUCAAAGUCGAACGAAAUUGUCAAUCAAACAAUAGUCCUACUGAUAGUAAAUGGAUUGAUCAAAGUUUAGAUGAGAAUAACAUAAUUCCAGAAACUCUGCCUGAACCACCCAUGCAUGAUAAUUAUGAUCGUAGAUCGGAUAAUGUGACUAGAUGUAGAUCUAAGGAUAAUUCAUCUAAAUAUGGACAUAAUGCCCCUCAUACUAAACGCCAUAACUCAGUAAAUAGUGGUGAAUAUUAUCCAAUUGAUAAAUCUCACCGUAGUCACAAACAUCAUAAAAAGUUUGAACCCAACAGCAGCUCUGGGUCAAUGGAAGUAUUUAAUUAUGAUCAUGAUUCACAUCAUAAUCAAAAUACUAAUCGUAAACACCACAAUAAUGUUAAUAAAUCAUUUAAUCGAAAAGAAAGUACAUAUCACAAUCAGGAACCUACGUUUGCACAUGAAAAAAAUGGUGCUAAAGAUAAUAUGCUAGUACGUGAUCUAAGAGAUACUAUGUUUAGGAAACGUAGUCGCUUAGAUUCUAAUUUUCAUACUGAUACUAAUGCUAGUGCUGGUUGUACGUCACUAUUAGAUCUUAGAGAUACUAUGUAUCGUAAUAAAAGCAGUAGAUAUGAAGAUUUAGGACAACAGAAUUAUGAAUCAGAUUCUAAUCGAUGGUCAGAACAAAAUCAGAACACACGUGGAAGUUUCUUGAACAAAGAACCUCGUAAAAAUUACUUCAAUUCUGAGCGUUACGGUGAAUCAAAUACUAAACAUAAAAAUCAUUAUGCUGAUCAAAGUUAUAAUCAAAAUAAAUCACAUAAUGAUUUUCAAGAAUAUGACAGUGAAUUUCCAAAUAAUUAUAAUGGCGGUUAUAGACGAGAGAAAAAUAGGCCAAUCAAUCAUAAGUACAACAAUCCUCAGAAUAUGGAAUCUAGCAGUCGUCAGCACAAUUCUUAUCAUCCUUACAAACGAAACAAUGAAGGUCCAGAUAGAAAAGAUUAUAAUAAUUUUCAUGAUGAACAAAGUGGUCAAAAUCGUGGUAGAAAUUAUAAUAGAGGGGGUUCUGACCGAUCAAGGCAUAGUUAUUAUUCAUGAAAUUGAUAAAUAAUUAAUGUUAUUUUAAAAAUCAACUCAUUAUUGUACAACCAUUAAAAUAACUAUUUGAUAAAAACCUUUUUUUUUAGUUGGAACUACAUAAUUUAAAUAGUUUUAUAUUUAUUAUAUAAUCUAUAAGUGCAUUAAUAUAUCUGUUAGAAAAAGAUCUCUGAACAGAAUAAUUGUUUAAUUUCGAUUUAAAUAUAUGCAUCUUACACAUAACUUUUUAGUAAAUAUUUAAAUUAUUAAGUACUAAAUGAAUUUAAUACGUUCAAACAAAAAUGUUACAGUUCUUACUUUAAAUUUAGUAAUACAAAUUUAAAAAAAUCGAUGCAAUAAAAAGUUUAAGUAUUUUUUUUGAGGCAUACCACUACAAAAUACGUGCGUAACAAUUUGUGUAUUGUUUAAUUAAAUAUCUUAUAAUUUUAUAAAAAUA